Rattus norvegicus (Norway rat) is the source of this 1753-nucleotide messenger RNA. It is a transcript of the gene Dhrs7l1, whose product is annotated as dehydrogenase/reductase (SDR family) member 7-like 1. The record is from RefSeq and is marked provisional. The transcript has 6 exons. The coding region runs from base 109 to 1083 and encodes 324 amino acids. NCBI's taxonomy places the organism in Eukaryota, Metazoa, Chordata, Mammalia, Rodentia, Muridae.
ACCUGGCACUCCUCACUUGCCUGCACCUGGGUGGAGCCAGAGCCCAGGGCUACAUAUUUUAGCCCUGGCACCAGCAGGCUCCAGAGCUGUAGCUGUCUUUUCCUAGCUAUGAUGGGCUUUGAGUUCUGGAUGCUGGCGUUGUGUGCCCUGCUGCUGCUAGUCUUGGGGCUGCUGAGCUUCCUGUGGCUGGAUAGUGACCUGACACUGCUGCGGGCUGCUUGGAUGGGCCAGUGUCCUGAACAGGCACUGGCUGACAAGGUGGUGUGGAUUACUGGAGCAUCAAGCGGCAUUGGUGAGGAGCUGGCUUUCCAGUUAUCUAAACUGGGGGUCUGUCUGGUGCUGUCAGCCCGAAGGGGGCAGGAGCUGGAGCGGGUGAAGAGAAGAUGCCUGGAGAAUGGCAACCUAAAAGAAAAAGACAUCCUGGUUUUGCCUCUUGACCUGGCUGACACCAGUUCCCAUGACAUUGCUACCAAAACUGUUCUCCAGGAGUUUGGGAGAAUUGACAUUCUGGUCAACAACGGUGGAGUAGCCCAUGCUUCCCUUGUUGAAAAUACCAACAUGGAUAUCUUCAAGGUGCUAAUAGAGGUGAACUACUUAGGGACAGUGUCAUUGACCAAGUGUGUUCUACCUCAUAUGAUGGAGAGAAAUCAAGGAAAGAUUGUUGUCAUGAAAAGCCUUGUGGGAAUUGUACCCCGCCCCCUUUGCAGUGGGUACGCUGCCAGCAAAUUAGCUCUUCGGGGGUUUUUUGAUGUACUUCGAACUGAACUUUUUGACUAUCCAGGUAUAACAUUGUCUAUGAUUUGCCCAGGACCUGUGCAUUCGAAUAUUUUCCAGAAUGCUUUUACUGGAGACUUCACGGAGACCAGACUGCCUAAGAUUCCGCUAUUCAAGAUGGAAACAAGCCGUUGUGUCCAGCUAAUCCUUGUCUCCCUGGCCAAUGAUCUGGAGGACAUUUGGAUAGCUAAUCAGCCUGUCUUGCUUCGGGCAUAUGUGUGGCAGUAUGUGCCAUUCCGGGACUGGAUACUUCAAGGACGCUAUGGAAAAUAUAUAUCGAAAGUUUUAGGAAUAACAUGGUAUAGGUGACUCACUUGUUUCCAGUAGUUUAUGUGCAUCUUGCAUGCAAAUAUCAAGUCUUCAAAUGCUUUAGGAUAGCUUUUGCUAACUUCCAGACCCAGCUCACAAUAUAAAUACCAAAAAAUACAUAGGCAUUAUUCUAACAUCACACGUAACUGACAACUUACCUUCAAUCGCCACUGGUCUAGGUGUUCUAGAAGUUUUACAUUGCAAGCAACGUUAUCUUCUAUACUUAAUGACUGAGAGAGUACAUUUCAGAAAACUUUCUUCUCUGCUCCUUCCCAUCAUGUCCUACCUGGCCUUCCAUCUUAGCUCAGGACUCACUUUCUUGAAGCGAAACUUAUCCACCUUUCUACUUCUCCUGGGGACAGGAAUCCCUAUACCCUUGAGUGCUCCACCUUCAGAACAACCCAUUAAUCUAAGACUAUUGGGGACCGGGAUCGGACUGUCAGACUGGGCAAAGCUAGAGCCCUGCCCUGAGCAGAUUCCUGACCUUUUCAAAGAAAGAACAUGUCCCCGGAAGACUGUUGCCUCAUUGUCUAAGGAGGAUAUCUUGCGGUUUAAUGAUUCACCUUAUGUCCUUGGGCACUUCCCAGUACUCCCCCAGCCCUAAGCUUCUAUUCCUGCUUCAGAGCUUUAAAUGCUGUACAUUCCACUCAAUAAACAGACCUUGACAAGG